Messenger RNA from Hibiscus syriacus, 1674 nucleotides. Its product is annotated as 8-amino-7-oxononanoate synthase-like. The record is from RefSeq and is a predicted model, not a curated record. Lineage: Eukaryota; Viridiplantae; Streptophyta; Magnoliopsida; Malvales; Malvaceae. The transcript has 10 exons. The coding region runs from base 114 to 1574 and encodes 486 amino acids. Gene Ontology annotation, biological process: biosynthetic process. Gene Ontology annotation, molecular function: pyridoxal phosphate binding.
AAUUGCAGUAUAAAUAUAAAUCGAAUAGAUGAGGCAAAAGGCAAGCAAAGUUUUUGUUAUACAAACUGCAAAUUCGCAAGUAGUAAAAGAUAAUAUUUGUGAUUCAAACUGAAAUGGAUUCAACGGGGAAGAUGAAGAGCUCGUGGAACAUGUACAUUGAAGAAGCACUUCCAAAGCUGGAGUCUCGCAAUAUGUUUACGCCUCUAAGGCCCAUGAAUAUACCCAUUGCAGGAGAAGGAGCAGGAGAAGGAGAAGGAGCUCAAACCAAGUUCGAUGAAGAUGAAUAUCAAACAUACGAUGAGAUUCAGCCUUGGGAUCGACUUGCUGCUCAAAUUGAACUCCCACAUUCUUUCUUCCAACGAUUAUUGAAUGGAGUUGAGCUUGUCAGCAAAUAUGAACUCCAAGAAAAUGAAAGAAUAUGUUCAAACCAGGAGACGGAGUACAAGAAGCUUAUUCUAUUCGCUGGAAAUGAUUUCUUGGGUUUGAGUAGGCAUCCCACCAUUGCAAAAGCAACUGCCAAGGCAGCGGUGGAACAGGGAACUGGUCCAAGGGGAUCUCCACUCAUCUGUGGAUAUACCAAUUAUCACAUGGCACUGGAAUCCAGCUUGGCGAAGUUAAAGAAGAAAGAGGCUUGCCUUCUUUGCACAUCAGGCUUUGGAGCCAAUAUGGCGGUGAUGGUUGCAAUCGGAAGUAUUGUGCCGGUGUUAUGUGAAGGAAGGAGGCCAACAAAGGAAGAAAAGGUUUCCGUAUUCUCUGAUGCACUUAACCAUGCCUCCAUUGUUGAUGGCCUUAAACUCGCUGAUCGACUUGGAGGAGUUGAAUUAUUUAUGUAUAAACACUGUGACAUGUCUCAUCUCGAUGCACUCCUAACAAACUGUAAAAAUACGAGAAAAGUGGUGGUGACUGAUAGCUUGUUCAGUAUGGAUGGAGAUAUUGCACCCAUGGCUGAGCUGGCUCAGCUUCGCAAGAAGCAUGGGUUUUUGUGGGUCCUUGAUGAUGCUCACGGAACAUUUGUUUGGGGGAAGAAUGGAGGGGGACUAGCUGAGGAAUUCAACUGUGAGUACGAUGUGGACAUAUCCAUUGGCACAUUGAGUAAGGCAGCAUCUUCUCUGGGAGGGUUCGUAACUUGCAGCAAAAUCUGGAAACAAUGGAUCCAAUCAAGGGGUCGCUCUUUCAUAUUUUCAACAAUUGCACCUGUUCCCUUAGCUGCUGCCUCUUAUGCAUCGGUGGUGGUUGCAAAGAAAGAAACAUGGCGUAGAAGGGAAAUCCAGAACCGAAUGAAGGAGUUGCAAGCUCUCACUGGAAUCCCAGUCAAAAGCCAGAUAGUAUGCGUCAUUAUUGGAGAUAUGAUGCAGGCUAUUAAAACCAACCAUGAAUUGCUUAAAUCCGGUUUCUAUUGCGUGGCUGUCGGACCACCAGCAGUCGCUCCGAAUACAGCAAGGUUACGGUUGACUCUCACUGCUGUACACACAUCGGAAGAUAUAAAAAGGCUUGCUGCAAUAAUAUCAAAGUACGUCAAGUUUCAAGUUCCCAGAAGCAGCAAUUGCUCCGAUUAUAUAACACCCAGACUUUAGCUUAUGUGUUGUAUCGCAAACAUGGGCUUCGUAUUGUUUUAUCACCAAACAAAAUAACAAUGGUCUUAAACGGCUAGACCUAAGUACUUGAGUUUCUCAA